GAACCGUCCUACCCUCUGUCAAAUUAGAUUCCCAAAACAACCCCAUCUCCCAUAUUGGAUUUGUAAAACCACUUUUACUCUGGCAUAUUUGAACAUGAAACCACUGUCAAUGCCUCCAGGUAUAUUCUGGACACCAUCUCUCUACUUAUUUGUUAGGAUCAGUGGUUUAAUACAUCUAAUGAAAUUGUUUGCUUUCAAAGGUUUGCAGAGUUGUUCCAAUUCCCAGGAAAACUAAGGUGCGCUGUACAUGACGCUCACAAAAAGGAUCUUUUUAAUUGACUGCAUUGGAAUUGUUCAUUAAAACAGUGACUUUACUGUACUGAAAUAUGUGGUAUGUUUAAUCACCUAAUUGCUUUUACUUAUAUACUUUCUCUACACUUUCUCUCUGGAUGCAUAUAUACAACAAUGAGGCAAAGGCAUAUUUAAUUUAUUGUUGUUAUAGUACUUAUUCCAACAACUGAAUGCUGAAUUUCCUAGAAAAUCUCUUGUUAGUGGAGAACUUUCAGAGAUGGUAUAUAAACCUUAAGAGAGUUGGAAAAGGUUCUUUUGUGUAUCUUUGUGUAUGACACGGCAUAAUAUAAUAAUCAGUUCCAAUGUGAACAAUAAAUAGUAUAAUGCUUGAAAGGGUUAAUAAAUUCUUGAAGAAUAUAUAACAUCAUAUAAGUUAUCAUGCUCACACAUUUACCACUCAGACUCUUUGAACUAUUCUGAUAAUUACAAGUGCUAUCCUUACCUAUAGACAGAACAGAAUAUCAUUAAGUUAUCAUUCUUGCUCUAUCCAUCUUUGAGUUGUUUGGGUUUAGGCUAAGCAGAGUAACCAUGCAUCUUAGUACAACGUCUUCUUUUCUGCUUGCAUUUCAAGUUAACAAUUGGUUCCUAACAGGAAUUAUAUCCUCAUUAAACUAAUCAUUGUUCAAAUAUUAAUUCAAGUCAGAUAUGUUCUCACCAUCCAUCUUUUAAAGAAAAAUUAUUUCUGUUGGCGUUAUCUAACAUGUGAAACCUGAGUAUAAUGCUCUGAAUGCUGCAUGCAGAUGUCGUUGGUAAUUUUCUUCUCCCCUUAUUUCUAUUUCAUUGAAGAUUACUUGUAUGUUUUUCUAACUAUGCUUUGAUUUCUCUAUGCAGAAGCUGCACCAGUGGUUCGUAAAGAGAUUAGGUCAUCAGAAGCAACCCCUUCUUUGGAAAAUGUACAUAAUAGAUCCAAAUCAACCUCUCUUCAUUGACCUUAUAGAUUGUUUGAUACUGAAACCAACAUCAAAGAUGGGAACACUUUUUUUCUUGACCAAGAGUUGGAGCGUUGUGUUAAUCAAUUGAUGCUAUAUUC
This is a messenger RNA of Rubroshorea leprosula, 1321 nucleotides long. The record is from the annotation of a GenBank genome assembly. Lineage: Eukaryota; Viridiplantae; Streptophyta; Magnoliopsida; Malvales; Dipterocarpaceae.